UCGUUUCAUCGCUUCUUCUUCUCGUCUCUCCGUCGUCGUCGUCGUCGUCUCUCUGUCGUCGUCUCCCCGUCCUUGUCGUCGUCGUCUCUCCGUCGUCGUCGUCGUCGUCGUCGUCUCUCCGUCGUCGUCUUCGCCUCUCCGUUGAUCCGUCGUCGUCGUCUCUCCGUUUAUUUAUCGUCGUCGUCGUUUCUCAAUUGAUCUGUCGUUUCUACGUCUAUUCAUCUCAUUCUCUCUCUCGUGUGUCUGAUUUGAUUAAGAACAAUGGAAGUUUUGUGCAUCUGUGGACAAUGGAUCUCAAAAGAAUCUCUCCAGUGGGAGUUUCUUGUUGAUUUGAAGAGGAAUGCAUCAAUCAUUUCCAUAGAAGAAGAUCUACUGUAUGAAGAUUUGAUGAAGAUUGUCUCUCUGAAGAUUUUAGUGUUAAAGAGGAAGAAAUCAGUUUGAGUUAUGGUUUUUCAUUGGAUAUGAAAUGUAUUAUUGAAAGUUUCCCCCCACUCUCGAUAGGUAAUACUCGUCAGCUCAGAACUUUCAUUUCCAAGACUAGAGCAUUUGAUGGAACCUGUCGUUUGUGUGUUAAGGUUAGUACUGAUCCAGUUAGCUGUAACACUCAAGCUUCUGAUACAUUUGCUUCUACUGUUCCAUUGAAUGCCAAUCCAGCGAUUCUUUCUACUGUGCAGAGUGAAAAACAGAGUCUUCUAUAUGAAGGUGUUUCUACAGUUCCUCUGAAUGCUCUUCCGGAUUUUAGUACUGAUUCAGCUAGCUGUAACAUUCAAGCUUCUGAUACAUUUGCUUCUACUGUUCCAUUGAAUGCCAAUCCAGUGAUUCUUCCUACUGUGCAGAGUGAAAAACAGGUACAUUGUCCCUAAUUCCCUUUUUCUGUUUGUGUUUGCAUGAUAUGCUUCAUAAUCAAGUAUUAUGCCUUACAGAACUACUUGACUUUUGCAGAGUUUUCUAUAUGAAGG
Brassica rapa (field mustard) is the source of this 959-nucleotide messenger RNA. RefSeq lists its product as uncharacterized. The record is from RefSeq and is a predicted model, not a curated record. Lineage: Eukaryota; Viridiplantae; Streptophyta; Magnoliopsida; Brassicales; Brassicaceae.